This is a messenger RNA of Esox lucius (northern pike), 6451 nucleotides long. RefSeq names its product mindbomb E3 ubiquitin protein ligase 1 (gene mib1). The transcript is spliced from 22 exons. Gene Ontology annotation, biological process: protein ubiquitination. Gene Ontology annotation, cellular component: cytoplasm. Lineage: Eukaryota; Metazoa; Chordata; Actinopteri; Esociformes; Esocidae. Gene Ontology annotation, molecular function: protein binding; ubiquitin-protein transferase activity; zinc ion binding. The coding region runs from base 872 to 3994 and encodes 1040 amino acids. The record is from RefSeq and is a predicted model, not a curated record.
CUUGCUUGAGAGAUGAUUGACAAUAAUGGCGACGCGUUCAUCCUGAGUUUAGUUAUGCGACCCAUUUGACAGAAAUAAAUAAAUACAUACAUGUGAAAAAGAAAUAAUAAUUAAUAGGAUAAAUAUACGAUUCAAGGGAUCAAUUAUUUCAUAAAAAACAGUACAUUACGCUAACAGGCUACAGCGUUACUCAAGUUGUGGAGCCCUUGUGGCAUUCUUGCGGAGGCACUCACAAGCUAGCUAGCUACACAGCUAGCAGCUGGCUAACAAAGGUCUACUGUUUCGUGACGAUGCAGCUACUUUACCAGCUCUUGGGGUGACAACAUAUUGUUGUAUUGGGACGAAGCGCCACCAAAAGUGGAUAACUACCGAAAGAUACCAGAUUUUUUUGUAUUGUUGCAGAAGAAGACAUUGUCUUGUGUGGAGUGGAAAGUGCGUGCCAUUCAACAGCUUAACGUUAGUUACUUGGGCAGCUAACAUUAGCCACUUGCUAGUCACUCAGUGUGUAAGUUAGCCUGGUUGUUUCCCAAUCACAGUGCAGCAGUGUGUUGUUGUUUGGUCUUGCUAACGUUCAUUGGCAAGUUAAAGGACACGUUUGUGCCAUUCAUAGUACGAUAUAUUUGACCAGUAAUGUAUCUUUGUUUUUGCAGUUAGCGUGUGUCUUUUAGCAAUUUUGUUUUGGAACUUUACACAACAAGCAGGCUAGCCUCAGCCUAGCGUGCUAAAAUUACUUGCCAGCUAACGAUACGCUCUGGACAACAACAGAACGAUUUUGUGUCUCAAAAUUAUCUUGACUAGACAGAAUUAGCUAGCUAGCAUAUUGUGCUAGCUGGCAAUACUUCUUUGUGCUGUUUGCGAAAACGUUUCGUAAAUGACCACGGGUAGGAAUAACCGUGUGAUGAUGGAAGGAGUUGGUGCGAGAGUGAUCCGUGGACCCGAUUGGAAAUGGGGAAAACAGGAUGGCGGAGAGGGACAUGUCGGAACCGUCAGGAGUUUUGAAAGUCCGGAAGAAGUGGUUGUUGUUUGGGAUAACGGGACUGCAGCCAACUACCGGUGCUCUGGUGCAUACGACGUGAGGAUAUUUGACAGUGCUCCCACAGGUAUCAAGCACGAUGGCACAAUGUGUGACACCUGCCGUCAGCAGCCUAUCAUUGGUAUCCGCUGGAAGUGUGCAGAGUGCACCAACUAUGACCUCUGCACUACCUGUUACCAUGGAGACAAACACCACCUUCGACACCGCUUCUACAGGAUUACCACCCCUGGUAGUGAGAGAGUCCUGUUGGAGUCUCGCCGCAAGUCAAAGAAGAUCACAGCCCGGGGCAUCUUCACUGGUGGCCGGGUGGUGAGGGGAGUGGACUGGCAGUGGGAAGAUCAGGAUGGAGGCAAUGGCAGGAGAGGAAAGGUGACAGAGAUCCAGGAUUGGAGUGCAGCCAGUCCCCACAGUGCAGCCUACGUCUUAUGGGACAACGGGGCCAAGAACCUCUACAGAGUGGGCUUCGAGGGGAUGUCGGAUUUGAAAUGUGUCCAGGAUUCCAAGGGAGGCUCUUUCUACCGAGACCACUGCCCUGUUCUGGGCGAGCAGAAUGGCAACAGGAACCCAGGCGGUCUGCAGAUAGGAGACCUGGUCAACAUCGACCUGGACCUUGAGAUAGUCCAGUCCCUGCAGCAUGGCCACGGUGGCUGGACGGACGGCAUGUUUGAGACUCUCACCACCACCGGGACCGUGUGUGGCAUCGAUGAGGACCACGACAUUGUGGUGCAGUACCCGAGUGGAAACAGGUGGACGUUCAACCCUGCCGUGCUGACCAAGGCCAAUGUGGUGCGUAGCGGGGAAGGCGUCGCGGCGGGGGCAGAGGGCGGCAGCUCCCAGUUCCUGGUGGGAGACCUGGUCCAGAUAUGCUACGACAUCGACCGCAUCAAGCUGCUGCAGAGAGGACAUGGGGAGUGGGCUGAGGCUAUGCUGCCUACCCUGGGAAAGGUGGGCCGUGUGCAGCAAAUAUACUCAGACAGCGACCUGAAGGUGGAGGUUUGUGGAACCUCAUGGACCUAUAACCCUGCUGCUGUCACUAAGGUGGCCCCUGCUGGCUCCACUGUCACCAACGCUUCUGGAGAACGUCUCUCACAGCUGCUCAAGAAGCUUUUUGAGACCCAAGAGUCUGGUGACAUCAAUGAGGAGCUGGUCAAAGCGGCAGCCAAUGGAGACCUGGCGAAAGUGGAGGACAUCCUCAAGAGGCCUGACGUGGACGUGAACGGGCAGUGUGCUGGACACACAGCAAUGCAGGCAGCCAGUCAGAACGGUCAUGUGGAUGUCCUCAAACUUCUACUGAAACACAAUGUGGACCUGGAGGCAGAGGACAAGGAUGGCGACCGAGCGGUGCACCACGCAUCCUUCGGAGAUGAGGGCUCGGUGAUAGAGGUUCUGCAACGGGGCGGGGCUGACCUUAAUGCCAGAAACAAACGGAGACAGACCCCCCUACACAUCGCCGUCAACAAGGGCCAUCUGCAGGUGGUCAAGACCUUGCUGGACUUCGGCUGCCACCCCAGCCUCCAGGACUCUGAGGGAGAUACACCCCUGCAUGAUGCUAUCAGCAAGAAGAGAGAUGACAUGCUGUCUGUGCUGCUCGAGGCGGGAGCUGACGUCACCAUCACCAACAACAACGGUUUCAAUGCCCUACACCACGCCGCCCUCCGGGGGAACCCCAGUGCCAUGCGUGUGUUGUUGUCUAAGCUGCCCCGGCCCUGGAUCGUAGAUGAGAAGAAGGACGACGGUUACACUGCCCUGCACCUUGCUGCGCUCAACAACCAUGUUGAGGUGGCCGAGCUGCUGGUGCACCAGGGCAGUGCCAGCCUGGACAUCCAGAACGUCAACCAGCAGACCGCUCUGCACCUGGCUGUAGAAAGACAACACACGCAGAUAGUCAGGCUGCUGGUUCGGGCCGAGGCCAAGCUGGAUGUGCAGGACAAGGAUGGGGACACUCCUCUCCACGAGGCGCUACGUCACCACACCCUGUCCCAGCUCCGACAGCUGCAGGACAUGCAGGAUGUCAGCAAGGUGGAGACCUGGGAGCCCUCCAAAAACACGCUGAUUAUGGGUCUGGGUACCCAGGGAGCAGAAAAGAAGAGUGCAGCAUCCAUCGCCUGCUUCCUGGCGGCUAACGGAGCUGACCUCACCAUCCGCAAUAAGAAGGGCCAGUCCCCCCUGGACCUCUGCCCUGACCCCAGCCUCUGUAAGGCCCUCGCCAAAUGCCACAAAGAGAAAACCAGUGGCCAGGUGGGUUCCCGUAGCCCCUCUCUGAACAGUAACAGUGAGACCCUGGAGGAGUGCAUGGUGUGUUCGGACAUGAAGAGAGACACUCUGUUUGGACCCUGUGGACACAUCGCAACCUGCUCUCUAUGCUCCCCACGUGUCAAGAAGUGUCUCAUCUGCAAGGACCAGGUCCAGUCUAGAACCAAGAUCGAGGAGUGUGUUGUAUGUUCUGACAAGAAGGCUGCGGUGCUGUUCGAACCCUGCGGUCACAUGUGUGCUUGUGAGAAUUGUGCCAGCCUCAUGAAGAAGUGUGUUCAGUGCCGGGCUGUUGUGGAACGCCGCACGCCCUUCGUCAUGUGUUGUGGAGGGAAAGGUAUGGAGGAUGAGGCCGCUGAUGAUGAUGAUGAUGAUGAUGAUGAGGACCUUACAGGUAGCUCUAACUCCGCUCUAAUGGCAGGGGGGUCGCAGGAUCUGCUGCAGCCCAACAAUCUGGCGCUGAGUUGGUCCAGCGGUAACAUCCCAGCCAUGCAGAGAGACAAAGACAACACCAAUGUCAACGCUGAUGUUCAGAAGCUACAGCAGCAGCUGCAGGACAUCAAGGAGCAGACAAUGUGUCCAGUGUGUCUGGACCGACUGAAGAACAUGAUCUUCAUGUGUGGCCAUGGCACCUGCCAGCUGUGUGGUGACCGCAUGAGCGAGUGCCCUAUUUGCCGCAAGGCCAUCGAGAGACGCAUACUCCUCUACUAGAGUCCCAGGCUUCAGUCCCGGCCUUCUAGACCACCACAACCAUCCCCACAUCAAGGACAUCAAGAGACGCAUCCUCCUGUACUAGAAUCCCAGGCUUUAGUCCCGGCCUUCUAGACCAACACAACCAUCCCCAAAUCAAGGACAUCAGAGCACCCUCCUCUACUAGAGUCCCAGGCUUUAAUCCCGGCCUUCUAGAUCACCACCUCCCCAUGCUUCAGUCCAACCAACCCCACCAGCUGAUGCUCUUUUAUCAAUCACAUCCACAAUGCUGCCCUGACUGUCUCUUCCGGCCCUGCACAGGGCAACUUACAUCCAGAAAGGCUAAUAAUAGACUUCAGCAUUACGAUUGUGGCUUAUUUUAGAAAUGGAAACCUUGUUACAAAUACAAUCGUUGUAUUAAAGAGAUAACCUUGGUGUCGUUGUACCUCAGCUAAAGGCCUGUAGCAGACUGACGUCUCUCAUUCCCUUGUUUCAGGAAAAGGUGCUUUCCUUGUCAGAAUGCCCUUUCGCCUCGCACUCCUACUCAUAUCUCUCUGGCCCCCUCCCCUCUCCAUUUCUCUCUGUUGUUUUCCUGUUUCUGUGUGAGAAACUCUUCCUGUUAUCAUUCUAUCUGUGGUGGCGUCCUUGGCACACAGCCCUGUCCUGUGUGGGACUCUUGGCCUUGAGGUUUGGAGAGGGGGGGAUAGCUAGAGCCACUUAGUCUCAUCUCCAGGGUCACAUAUUCAGUAUAGCACACUGUAGCAAAACAAAAGUUUGCAUCAGAAAAUGUGUUUCUUAUUGGACAAAUGAAGUGUUUUUUUUGUCCAUUUUGGUGCCUAGUGACUAGGACCCAGGUUCUGCUGUGUGUUUUCUACGGGUUGGGAGAUAGGCAGGCAGGUUGCUGAUCUCAUUAUCAGACGUUGUGUAGUGUCCUUUUCUCUGCAGGCAUUGUACUCUCCAAAAUUAUUCUGUUGACGGACAGCUUCUGUAGCUAAAGUGUGCGUCCAUUCAUCAAUGAUCCUUUUAUGUUUAUUUCUUAUGCAAGCCUAUUGGUAAUGGAAGCUACUGAUGUGGGUUUUCAGUAGGUUCCAAAUUUGCUCAACUACAUUUCUGGAUAACUACAGUAUGAUGACUUUUGUAAACAUGGUCAAAAUGCUAUUACCAUGACUUUUAAAUGGUUCAGUAACUCUCCCGAUACCCAUGCAUUUGAGGUAGGGUUAUUCUUGUGACACGCUACUCAGUCAAGUGUUGAAGACGGCACUGGACAGCUUUGCAAAUUGACAAUGCUCUCUAGGUUGAAAAACUGUUGAUAAAGCGAACGUGCUGAUCUCUGUCUGUUUUGGUACAGUGUCGGUCCAGUCACCAGGCAGCACCUUCUCAGCUGCACCUUGUUCACCAACAUUUUUGCUGAAGUGCAUCACAUUUGGGCUAUGUACUGUGCUCUAGACCCAGUAGAGAUGCAGCGUUUCAUUUACUUACUUCCUGUUAACUGAAUAGGGUCUAUAAUGUACUUUCUGGACACUGCAGAUAAAUUCACCCAUUGUUGAGCUUUUGUAUGAAACAGUAUGUCAUUAUGCAUGUCACAAGUUGCUGUGGAGCUGUUCCAAGACUGUUGGUGGUGUUGUCUGCCUGAUAUUCCACCAUCUUUUGAUUCUUCUAAGCUUUGCUCGUAACCCUGGAUUAUUCCUGUGCCAUUGCUUCCAAAAAGGAUGUACCUAAAUACAUGUUGCUUGGGGAUAUGGUGCUCUUUACCUUGUAUUACUUUUUUAUUUAAAUGUACUUUCUUUUUUAAACAAAAAUGUAUUGAGGAAGAGUACAAUCUAAUAGAAAGCCAAAACGAUAAAAUGUAGAGUGAAUUAUUUUGUAUUGGUGCCCACAUAAGGUUUAGAGGUGCACAGUGUAUCUCUGGAAACCCUCUACUAUAACGUAAAUGUAGCUUCUCACCCACAUAUUCUGCUUCUGUAUCAAUGUUGCUGUUGCCUGACUUUUUGUCAGGUUCUUUGUAUCCUAAGUUUCUAUCAGUGUUUUAAAUGGUUCCCCAGGCUAUGUUGACACUAAUACAGCAGAUCUCUGUGGAAAAAUGCAUUAAACAUAUGGUCGCGCUGACAGCUGACCAGCACACGGUUUUGGCAAUGCAAAGAAGACAUUUUUUGGGAAAUCAGAAAAAGGAAUAGCUUCACACUUUUUGACUCCCAGUUUUAAUUCUUCACUGAUUGUGUUGCUAUUUCAAAAGCUAGAAGCACUAAUCUUUCUUCAUGCUAGUAUGGUUGUCUUGUUACAGUUGUUAUAAAGGCCCAUUUUGUACCUUAUUUUCAAUACUUAUACCUGUCCCGAUUUAAAAAGGUUUUAGUUUUGGCAUGAAUGUUAGGUGUAUGUAUAUGCACUACAACAUGUAUCAUGAACGCUGAUCACUCUGUAUUGCUUACAAGUGCUUUUAAAAUAGCUGAAAUAAAGUUCUGAAUUAACCUUGGGACAUCC